AUGCUAAUUGCGUGGAUUGCGUUAAAAAAGAGCCUCGAGGAUAUCAGUUAUCUGGCUGUGGAUGUUUUCAUAACUGGUCAAAGGGAUGACUUCCCAAGAACUCUCAUCUUCCUCAUCACCUGUAGCUUCUCCAGCCUCCUGCUCAGCUCCCUGCUUCUCCUGUACCUCCUCUUCACCCUCAACUAUGAGCUAGCAGUGGCUGGAGGGAUCGCCGGGUGCUUUGGGACACUACUAACAGUUGCUCUCUUCCUAUCAAAGAGAGUAAGGUGCUUUGGGACUCUAUUUGUGAUCUCUAUUUUCAUGAAGAAGAGUCGCAACUUGCUCCUGACUGCUGGGACAAGUUUAGUGGUUCUCAGAAAUAUCCGCAACACCUUGGAGAACCUCACAGGCCUGGUCAGGAGUAUGAUCUGCAACCUGAAGGCCAAGAAAGCAGCCAUCAUCGCUCCAUUCAGUAACUAUGUCAAUAUGUUAAAGUGGCUGGGAAACAUUCUCAAGGGGGUUACAGACUUUGGGGUGGUGAACCUCGACUCCAAACUGAAGGUGUCACCGAGACUGGAAUCUGAAAAAUUGAGGGGGAAACUCGCUGAAGCAGAGCAGACGCUGAACAACACCGUGAAGUAUGUGCAGUCCGUUAUGAAUACAGUCUCCUCUGUGACCGAUAAGAUGUUUCCUGCCAUCAGCUUCCUGGUGCUCAUGAUGUUUAUAGCACUGCACAUAAAAAAAUACUGCAAUGACAUGAAAUACCAAAACAGGUUCGUCAGCAGCAGGUUUGUUCGUUUUGAUGAGAAGCAGAAGGAGGAAGGGAAGCCCCAUGUCCUCCCCCUCACACCAAAGGAAGAAAAGAUGUACACCGUUGUCCCCUCCACCCGCCCCACUUCCAAAGAGGGGAGAGCUAUGCUGAAAUUUGGUGUCCCGGUUGUGUCCCAUUUUGUAGCUUGGGUCAUAUUUAUAACCUUGGAUGCCUUAUUGUACUGCUUCGUCGAUAUUGUAACAACGAAACUAUCGGAGCUGGAACCUUUCCAUGUCCCGCUGCUAAUGAGUAUCAAAGGGAUUGCAACUUUGAUAGGUAUACCAUUUGCUGAGGAAAACCAUCAAAAAGACUUCUCCUACUCUGUGACCCUGUUUGAGAAGCAGUGUCUUCCUAAACCCAAACUGCUGCUCUAUGACUCUGUAGUCCCUUUGGCUGCCAUCCUGCUCGCCCUGCUCGUUAUGUCUCUGAUGGCCGCCAAAGUGGCCCAGCUCAGGCUGAUGGUCUGCGAGCAAUUCUUCUCCACCGCCGCAGAGGAGAGAGUGCAAUACCUCCACACCAAGAUCCUGAAGAAGAGAUUGAAAUGGAGGAAGGAGGAAAACAACAAGUGCCUCACAUCACUCUGUUCUAAGGCACAUUUCUGGUGCCCGCUGCUCUUCAGGCCAAAGGAAGUUCCACAAAGUGUCGUGUGAAGUUCUUUCAACUGCAUGAAUUUUUUAUUCUGUGAAUAACAAAGCACAAGCCAACACACUGCAUCAUUGUGCUGCACUGUUUAAGAAUCUGAUCAAGGCUUUUUGAUCCUGUUGAUGAUAAUAUUCCGUUAAAAUAAGCUGCUUUCCAUUAUUCUCAAUGAUACUGUUAACAACUGAUUUAUCAGUUCAGACUGAUGUUGUAGAUGGUUUCAAAGCAAGUCCCCCGGUAGUUGUUUCCGACAAGGAUCAAGAAUAGGCCCUCUGAUAAUUAUACUGAAAUAAUAUUUAUUUCCCUACUCACUGUUGAAACUGCUGUGCCAUCAGUUCUACCUCUACAGAUCUACAGUGGCCCUGAGAGCUCAACACACUUCAAAUUAAGAAAGCACAUGUAAAUAGACACAACAAAAGCAAAUUAAGAAGCAUCUUCACUGACUUGACAACUCACACAAACAUCAAUUUGAGGACACAUGCACAGCAUUAAUAAAAAGUGCUGCAAAGAACCUCACAACAAUGCAGACACUGUUUCCAGGGGACUCUAAAAUGUGAUGCACAAGGCUGGGACAAGCAGCACUUGUUGUUGUUGUUUUUGGAUAAUACAUUUUUUGAAGUCGGCUAUCCACAAUUGGUGAUAGAAUAUGACCAAAGUUUUUUCUGGCUUAUUUGAACAUUGUGAUGGCAUGACUAAUAUAUUAUUGCGGAUAUUUUAAGUUGACCUGGCCUUAGCCUUUUGCUAAUUGUUAUAUCUCAAUCAUACUGUAUGUCCCCAAUGACAUACUGCUGAUUUCAAUAACUUCAUAAGCCACAUAAGCAACAACAAAUGUCCUUGCCAUUUUAGUGCUCCCUGGAGUUGUCACUACUA
Plectropomus leopardus (leopard coralgrouper) is the source of this 2299-nucleotide messenger RNA. It is a transcript of the gene dcstamp, whose product is annotated as dendrocyte expressed seven transmembrane protein. Gene Ontology annotation, cellular component: membrane. The record is from RefSeq and is a predicted model, not a curated record. Lineage: Eukaryota; Metazoa; Chordata; Actinopteri; Perciformes; Serranidae.